Kluyveromyces marxianus DMKU3-1042 is the source of this 1683-nucleotide messenger RNA. RefSeq names its product PX domain-containing protein. The record is from RefSeq and is a predicted model, not a curated record. NCBI's taxonomy places the organism in Eukaryota, Fungi, Ascomycota, Saccharomycetes, Saccharomycetales, Saccharomycetaceae. Gene Ontology annotation, molecular function: phosphatidylinositol binding. The transcript has a single exon. The coding region runs from base 1 to 1683 and encodes 560 amino acids.
AUGACGAAUAUCCUCAGGACAUUCAGCCUUUCCUCUGGAGGAGGCAUUAGUCCAAUUCCAAGAGCAGGAUCAACAUCGGGACCUAGCUCUCCGUUGUACUCGGGGCCACAUCCAUCGGUGUCCUUGCCCAAGUUGCAGUCUCCUAAGAACGCAAUAAAUACGCAGGCGUCCACUCAACGUAUUUACUAUAACGUCAUUCAAGAUUACUUCCCAAUAGACAAUGAGAAUCAAUGGCGUCCGACAGACACCUUGAGCCCUUUGAAUGUUAACAAGGGCGACAUAGUACAGUUCAUCUGUACGCAUGAAAACAACACUGUUGUUGUCAAGCUGUUGAACAAGUUGGGUCAAGGAUUGGUGCCUUUGAGAUGUCUCUCGUUAAAUGCAGAGUUGACCACACUGUCAAGCCCCAGUAUAUCCUCUCCUAAAACCCCAAAAGCACUGAAAUUUGAAGCUGUUUCAGAAGAGCCCGGAGCUCUUAAACAACAGGAUUCGAGGUGUUCUUCAGUGUCGUCAGUGACCGAUACAAACUACUUCCUCGUAAAGAGCUGUAAAGUUGUUUCUACUUCGACACUGAAUGAGAGAACGUGGUACAGGGUGGAAACAACUACCCUGUCGGAUCACAAAAGGUACCUUUGCCGAUACUAUCAGGAUUUCUAUCGACUACAAUGCCAACUUCUUGACGAAAUCCACAAACUCUCGUUGGAUUCAAAGUUGCUACCCACUCUACCGCCUCCAAUGGCGAAUAAAAAAAGCAAGCGGGCGGAAUCCUUAUCAGACCGUUUGAAUAGUUUCACAGAGUAUCUGGAGUCCUUGUUGAAUUCAGAGGCCAUUCCACUAGCAACUAAACAAGCAAUCCUGUACGACCAAUGGCUAUGCCCCAAAUCCGGAGAUUUGGUGCAAACGCCACGAGGAUCAUUGUACCGAUGCAUUAGAAGUAGCAAUACAGAUAAAGAGGAGCUUCAAUGGAGUAAAAUACAAGCUACAGAUUCAACUGAUACCCAAGAGCAUAUAGCAAAGGUGCUGUGCCCCGACGCAAACUCUCAUAAUCGUUCCUUGUCAAUAUGCACUAAGUCGUCGUUGGCAUCGCCCUCUUCACCAAAGCUGUCGCAACCUCAAUUUCAUACUGGUAACUCUCAACCAUCUUCACCCAUAUUGUCUCAGAGAAGUCAAUGCCUCUUCAAUGCCAAUGCGAAUGCUAAUGCUGGCGCAGGACUUGGUCUGGGACUUGGUCUGGGCUUUGGGCCAAAUAAAGAUACCAUAAAGCUCAAAAUUACUUUCGGCAACGAUUGUUACGUUGUAAAAUGCCAUAUAUGUGAUAUAGAGACCUGGGAAAAGCUAGAGAACUUGAUUCAUACCCGCUUGAUCAAAGACAUCCCAGACCCGCUUUGUCCACUGACAAUCAGAAUGAAAAGUUCAAGUUCGUAUGACGGUCUAUUACCACUAGACUCUACCAACUUUGAUAUUGAUAAUAUUAUCUACAUGGCGCAGGAACAACAAAGCCCAAACGCAAACUCGAAUGCAGGCUUCAACCCGCAUUAUGUUCUAGGGAAACCACAUGCCCAGUAUAACAUUACUGCUCCAUCUUCCAGUAGAAGUAGCAGCGUGAGUAGCUCUGGAAAUGUGUCCAACAGCCCUAAAUCAAAAAGACAAAGCCUAAAACUAACCCUCGAAGUAAGCGUAUGA